Ficedula albicollis (Collared flycatcher) is the source of this 1741-nucleotide messenger RNA. RefSeq names its product fibrinogen-like protein 1-like protein. The record is from RefSeq and is a predicted model, not a curated record. The transcript is spliced from 5 exons. The coding region runs from base 689 to 1531 and encodes 280 amino acids. Lineage: Eukaryota; Metazoa; Chordata; Aves; Passeriformes; Muscicapidae.
UCUUGUAGAACCAGCCACAGGUAUGUGUCUUGGGCUUGUUCAAUCCUCCUCUGUCCUGCCCCAGGCUGGCUCAGGGACUGCAGAGCCGUCCCUGCUGGCAGCCCCAGUGGCAUCUACAUCAUCUGACCCACAGGACUGCAUCAUAAUGUACUGUGAGAAUGAGUGGGCAGACAGGGGCUGGACUGUCAUCCAGAGGAACCAGCACAGCUCAGCGAUCUCCUGGAAUGAGUCUUGGAUCACCUACAAACCGGCUUUGGGAAUGUGCACACUGAGUUCUGACUGGACACUGAGUACAUCCACCAGAUCACCAGGCAGAAGGUCUACCAGUCCCCAUUUUCAUCCAGUGCUUGGGCAGCACCAGCAAGUCCUCCCCCCUGGCCUGCUGGCUGAUGCUAGGAUCCCCUGCCACGGUCCUGGUAGGUGUUAUCAGGAGCUUUUCUUGGUUUCGUGGAAUUCUGUGUGAACCCCAGCAGCUGGGAACCCUUACCACAGACACACAACAGAUGGUGCAUGAGCAGAGGUACCUGCAGAGGACAAACAGAACAUAAAUUUCCAGGAAUGCAUGAGUACUGCUAUUUGAUCAGCUGCUUCACCUCACCAAGGAGCCCUAUAAUAUCAGGAUUGGCCAUGCUGCCACCAGACCAGACCUACUCAGCUCCCCACUCCACAGGUUCUCAACAGAGAGAGCAUGGCUGCUCAUCACUACAGUCCUCUGUUCUUCACCUCCGUGCUGGCCCUGCUAUCCCCACUUCUUGCUCUGCACAUUGAAAACCUGGAGAGAUUGAAAGUAAAUUUAGAUGAAAUAAUUAAUAUCCCUUCCGACAGACCUCUUCCUGAUGAAGCUGGAGGGAUCACCCAGCAGAACUGGGCAGCUGACCCUCAGCAGGAACAGGGCCGCAGCGGCUGGCCCAAGGACUGCAGUGAGCUCCCUGCUAGCAGCCCCAGUGGCAUCUACAUCAUUCAGCCCACAGGAGAGCAAACCAUCGUGGUAUACUGUGAGAUGAGCAGGGACGAUGGAGGCUGGACUGUUAUCCAGAGGAACCACAGAGAUACACCAGUCAGCUGGGAUGAUUCUUGGAGCACCUACAAACAUGGCUUUGGGAAUGUGCACACUGAGUUCUGGCUGGGCACCGAGUACAUCCACCAGAUCACCAGGCAGAAGGUCUACCAGGUCAGGUUUGUCAUCUGGGAUGCUGCAAAUAACAUGAAGUUCGCAGACUACAACCUGUUCAGCGUGGAUGAUGAGUCCCAGGGCUACCAGCUGAGACUGGGAGCACACUCAGGGACAGCAGAGGAUGCCAUGGCCUCCAAGGGCACAACCACCAUGCAUGAUAACAUGAAGUUCUCUGCUAAAGAUCGAGAUCAGGACACUUCUAGUGGGAACUGUGCCACCAGCUCCGGGGGCGGGUGGUGGUACUCGGCGUGUUACUCUGUGCGUCUGAACUUCAAAGGGGCCAUGACAUGGGGCAACCUGUGCCAGGGGAGCUGCAGAGCCUCAGCCAUCCUCAUAAAACCCACCACCUACUGCUAGAUGCAUUUUCAUUUCCUUUCUAUCCAACCUGUCCAACCUCUGGCUCUGCAAAGAAUUGGCACAAAGCAAAACCAAAAUGGGUGUGCCAUGGGGUCUUUGCAGAGGUUGGUCAUACGUAGCUGCUGAAUAAAAUAAGGCAUUUUCCACUUCUUCUUCCUCCUGUAGGUUUUCUCUACUUCUCAGCUGUGCCUGUGUCCUCUAGUUCAGAGU